AUGACAUACUGUGAUUCCCGGGGUAAUUCACCGCUUCUAGAGCUCAGUAGAUUGCAGCAUCAGUCACCGGCAAGCAAUGCUCAACGUACCACAUCCACUCCCAGGUCCAGCUCAACUACACCAACACUAUCACCCACAGGACUCAGACUUAACGAUGAAGGCCCAGGGCCCACGCUAGUAGGAAGGACGGCAAUGGUCACAGCUAAUCGUAAGGACAGGCCGGACGAUGUUGUGCCUACUCAGUUGGAGACUGGUGGAACAGCCGUCACAACUGUGGAACUACCUGGCGAUCGCAGCACAGUGGGAAUCACCAGCUCACGAGUGCAAGAACCGGGACGUCCACUGGCCGAAGCCUAA
Messenger RNA from Echinostoma caproni, 357 nucleotides. Lineage: Eukaryota; Metazoa; Platyhelminthes; Trematoda; Plagiorchiida; Echinostomatidae. The record is from the annotation of a GenBank genome assembly.